Messenger RNA from Orbicella faveolata, 452 nucleotides. Its product is annotated as spermine synthase-like. NCBI's taxonomy places the organism in Eukaryota, Metazoa, Cnidaria, Anthozoa, Scleractinia, Merulinidae. Gene Ontology annotation, molecular function: spermine synthase activity. Gene Ontology annotation, biological process: spermine biosynthetic process. The record is from RefSeq and is a predicted model, not a curated record.
GAUAUUUGAUAUACAGGGACAAGCUCCCCAGGGAAGUGUUUAAGCAGCAAUCUGAAUUCCAAGAAGUCUGGAUAGUUCAUUCUGCUCGCUAUGGAAACAUGCUAUUCUUAGACCUCGAAGAGAUGUUGGCAGAAAGUGACAUUGACUACACAAAAGCACUCUUAGGGAAUGGUAGAGAAAACUACAAAGACAUGAAUGUGCUCAUUUUAGGGGGUGGAGAUGGAGGAGUGUUAAACGAGCUCCUAAAGGAAUCUCCAAAGUUUGUCACCAUGGUCGAGAUAUCCUUUCGUAGUGAAUGUCCCAAGGCUCGGGUUGAGGGACUCAGAGAUUCAAAGCCAGGGCUUGCUCUUAUAGUUAUUUGUUUUAACCCCCUCAUCCCAGGGGUAACCUUUAGCCUGCUAUCGUUUAAAUUUUUUAGUCUGUUGAUAAAACCCAACUUGAAGUGAUAGCUA